UUGUUCUUUGACUUCUUUGUAAACUUGUCCUUUGACUUGGUAUUGCAGAACCAGUUCUUUCAAAAGCAGAGGGAGCUAAGCCCUGUAUCCGCAGAAGAAGAUGGGAAGCUGUUCGAUUCUGGUGGGCCUUCUGGUGGCUAGCAGCUUUUCCUUCAGUAAAGCGUGCCCUAAUGGACUUCAGGAGAACGUGGAUUUUUCCGGAUCAGACAUAACGUCUCUCUUUUCUCCUACCGUGGAGCACUGUCAGCAGCUGUGCACUCAGCACCCCGCCUGCCUCUUCUUCACCUUCAGCAGGCCCGACCGUGACAACAGUCCCUUUCACUGCAACCUCAAAUCCAGCUCCUCUGGGCAGCCAUCUUCCCAAAUUUCCCUUUUGGGCGUCACCUCUGGCUUUUCUCUCAAGUCCUGCAAUCCAGAUCCAAGGCCUUGUUUUUCGCAGGUCUUCCAGAACGUGGACUUUCUUGGAGCAGACUACAGAGCCUUGUUCACGCCUGACUACCAGGAGUGCCAGAGAGUCUGCACACAGGAUCCUGGGUGUCAGUUCUUUACUUUUAUAAAAAGGGAAUUCACAGACCAAAACUUCAGAUUCAAGUGCCACCUUAAGUUUAGCUGGAGUGUCCCAAGGACUCCUAUUGUGGAGAAAAAGGCUGGAGUCACAUCUGGAUUUGCCCAAAAAACCCAACAGACUCAAGAACUUGGCACACCAUGUGAGAACCAGUUUUUUGCAAACACCGACAUCCCGGGAAGCGACCUUGAGCAGGAGAAUUCUGUUUCCGUUGAACACUGUCAAGUCCUGUGUUCGGCUCAUCCAAAGUGCACCUACUUCUCCUACAGCAGCAAUGACUUCAAAUGCUAUUUGAAGAACAACCUCAACAACUUGACAGCUACACCAAAAGACGGAAUCACAUCAGGCAUACCGGCACACUUCUGUCAGCUUGAUGACACGUGGGUCAAGCAGAGCUAUGAAGGUGUGGAUUUCCGUGGCUCCGACAUUCGAUUCGAGGAGAUGGAUACGGCAGAGCAGUGUCAGUCGAAAUGUGAUGAGGACCCCAACUGCCUGUUCUACACCUACAUUGAUGAAAACUUCUCUGACCGUGCAUUCUGGCGUCGCUGCUAUCUGAAGAGGGUCAUCACCAUGCCAGCUCCUCCCAAAGUUUCCAAACUAGCCAAUGUUGUGUCUGGCUUCAGCCUGAGAAACUGCGAAAAAUCACUUGUUUAAAAAGACAGAAAGCUUUCAGAAAUAAACUUUUACUUUUAUUUUUAUUUGAUGGAAGCGUUCCAAAUACAUCUUUCCUGCCAGCUUACUUAAUAAGGAUGUUUGCGUGUUUCAAUAAGAUCAGUUGGAUACAAAUGUCUAAGUUUGAAUAGAUAGGAAAAUAAUAACUCAAAAAUUAGUCACACAGGUUGUUUUCACAUACUCUACCUGUGGGCUUACCGGAAAUAUCCAGUCAUUAUAAAUUGAGCCAAAACAACAAAUCAAGGGAAAGGACACCAUUGGCUGAAAUUUCCAAAUACACGCCAAUAGGUGUUACAUCCUAUAAAAGUGUUAUAAUCAUUAAAAUUGGGAGAUUUCAUACAUUUUGUAAGAUCUUGGAAGUUCUGUUGUAACAAUUGAAUUUGUUGAUGUGCUAAACGUUUUAGCACAUCAUUUAUUUAGAUCUGCUAAAUAAAUCUCCCGAGUCCUGUGA
This is a messenger RNA of Gambusia affinis (western mosquitofish), 1688 nucleotides long. Its product is annotated as coagulation factor XI-like. Gene Ontology annotation, molecular function: protein binding. Gene Ontology annotation, biological process: proteolysis. The record is from RefSeq and is a predicted model, not a curated record. Gene Ontology annotation, cellular component: extracellular region. Bases 101 to 1219 code for a protein of 372 amino acids. The transcript has 9 exons. NCBI's taxonomy places the organism in Eukaryota, Metazoa, Chordata, Actinopteri, Cyprinodontiformes, Poeciliidae.